Messenger RNA from Phialemonium atrogriseum, 982 nucleotides. RefSeq names its product enoyl-CoA hydratase/isomerase. The coding region runs from base 116 to 931 and encodes 271 amino acids. The transcript is spliced from 2 exons. Lineage: Eukaryota; Fungi; Ascomycota; Sordariomycetes; Cephalothecales; Cephalothecaceae. Gene Ontology annotation, cellular component: peroxisomal matrix. The record is from RefSeq and is a predicted model, not a curated record. Gene Ontology annotation, biological process: fatty acid beta-oxidation.
CAGAGGUCGACGGAGGCGGGAUUGAGGUUGUGGGAUUCAAGAGCGGCCUUCCAAUUCUCCAGGAAACACACAAAGCUCAUUUCCUACUGCAUGCACAUUGAGUCAAUCCCCAGCAAUGGACCCGUCAGUGAUCAAGGUCGAGUACCGCGGCCGAGUCGCCGUCAUCACCAUCGACAAUGACAAAAAGCUCAACGCCCUCUCUCAAAUGCAGUACUAUGAGCUGUCUCAGAAGAUGCGCGAGGUUGCGACCCACGACGAGGUGUACAUCACAUUGCUGACGGCGAAAGGACGGUAUUUCUCAGCUGGAGCCGACGUCGGCAUCACCCGCGCCGCCCCCACAGAGGGCGACGAAAUGCGCCUGCACUGGCUGCGCAGCUUCGCCGCCUACAACCUGAACAUCACCCAGGCCUUCUACUCGCACCCCAAGAUCCUCGUCGUCGGACUCAACGGGCCCGUGGUGGGGCUGUCGGCGGCGCUCACGGCCUUCGCCGACUUCGUCUACUGCACGCCGCACAGCUUCCUGCUGACGCCCUUCAGCUCCCUCGGCCUGGUCGCCGAGGGCGGCGCGUCACGCGCCCUCGUCCAGCGCCUGGGCGUCAGCAAGGCCAACGAGGCCCUGCUCAUGAGCAAGCGGAUCGGCGCUGACGAGCUGCUCGCCACGGGCUUCGUCAACCGGAUCUUCGACUGCGCCAAGGGCGAGGACGACAAGUUCCGCGACCUGGUGCUGCGGGAGAUCGACGAGCGCCUGGGCAGCCACCUGAUAGGCGACAGCCUGACGGGCAUCAAGGCCCUGAUCCGGAAGCCCGAGAGGGACAUACUGGAUUCGCAGAACGUCACCGAGGUCUUUGCUGGGCUGGGCAGGUUCAUGAGCGGAGUGCCGCAGGAGGAGUUCAGGAAGAUCGCUUCCGGCGAGAAGCGUCACAAGCUGUAACGUCGAUUUGGGUCAACCCGAAUUCCCAUGUUCUUUUCUAGGUACAGCAGG